This is a messenger RNA of Hypoxylon trugodes, 950 nucleotides long. RefSeq lists its product as uncharacterized. The transcript has a single exon. Lineage: Eukaryota; Fungi; Ascomycota; Sordariomycetes; Xylariales; Hypoxylaceae. Bases 61 to 732 code for a protein of 223 amino acids. The record is from RefSeq and is a predicted model, not a curated record.
UUUAUUUUCAAGAUAUAACACUCAAAAUAUCACACCACGACGUCUCGACAUAUUAAAGUCAUGUCGAGUUGUCAGAGGGUCGCGAGACCCCUCAUACAGUCUCUCCGACAAGAGAGACUAUUUAUACAAACUACAACACAAUUUUCACGGUCUUUUUCGAGGAGUGCACCGCGGCAAGAUGAGGGUCCUACGUCUACACCACCACCUCCUCCACCGACAUCGUCGACGACUUCGAUAAACCAACUAGAGGCCGCUGCAAAAGCCAAUGCCGAUGCAAAGGAGAAGGAAGCCGAGAAGAUCCGCAUGCAGGAACGAUUGAUGGAUCGAGAGACUACAACAGCGCAUUGGGCCGAGCGAAAGCUUCUCCGUAUGGGUACGCCGCCCGUCGGAUCGCGACGUCGUCGAGCCGCUCUACGUACCUCCGAGAAUGUUCCUUUCGAACAGUUACCCUACCAGUGUUUCCAGGAGGCGCGCAAGAUUCUGCAGGAGGACCGAAAGCAAAAGCUCGAGGCCAUUGCGAAGGAAGUAGCCAAGAUUAAGAAGCUGGAAGAGACACCUGCAGAUCAGGUUCCCGGCGGCGAGCAUAAGAAAAAUAUGCGAUUGACGAGUUUGAGGAAUUAUUUGGAGAAAUUGAAGAUUUUGGCGGAUGCCAAUGAUCCUAUGGUGAAGAGAAAAUUCGAAGAUGGUCAAGGUACGUUUUGCAAUUUUUUUUUAUUCAUACGCAGCAAUUGAAGCCUACAUGGCUGCAUGGUUGUGGUGCAUUUUUUGGUUAUCGAUUUUGCUUCAUUCUAUGGGGCGAAGGAUAUUUUUGGGGUCGGGAAAAUCCCGAGCGUGGAGUGGAAGUGAAGUGCAGAUGGGAAUAUAAGCAAGAAUAAUUGUUCUGUCUUUCACAUACGACCAUAGGAUCUGGAAAACUCGGGAUCCCGUCCGCUCUCCCAUAGAUAAGCCAG